CCAUUUUCUUAUUAUUUUAUAUAAUUAAUUAUAAAUAAUAAUUCUUCUUCGCUCCUCACUCUAUAUAAAACCCCACGAAGAAACAGAUAUCUAAGAAAAACUCGCUCCUCCUCCUCUAUUCCUCUCUUUAUCUUAGGCUCUGUUUUCUAACUUUCUGAAAAAGAGCAUGGCUCGAAAACUCACAUUUUACCCUUUUAUCUUACUCUUCUCAUUAGCAUUUCUUAUUUUAGCAGAGGGAGGUUCCAUCAGUAUUAAUUACGGUCGGAUUGCGAAUGACUUACCACAACCAUCGAAGGUAGUGGAGCUAUUGAAAUCUCAGGGAAUUAACCGGAUCAAGCUCUACGACACUGACUCAACUGUUCUAACAGCGUUGGCCAACUCAGGCAUAAACGUCGUCGUUGCUCUCCCAAAUGAGCUUCUCUCCUCUGCCGCGGCUGAUCAAUCCUUCACCGACAAAUGGGUACAAGCCAACAUCUCUCAAUACCACCCUGCGACGAAGAUCGAAGCCAUUGCAGUCGGAAACGAAGUCUUCGUCGACCCUAACAACACAACCAAAUUCCUCGUGCCCGCCAUGAAAAACCUUCAAGCUUCUCUAAAAAAGCUUAACCUCGACUCCUCCAUAAAGCUCUCCUCCCCCAUAGCACUCAGCGCUCUCCAAUCAUCAUACCCGUCUUCAUCUGGAUCCUUCAAAUCCGAAUUGGUCCAGCCCGUGAUCAAACCCAUGCUGGAUUUUUUGCGUCAAACAGGGUCCUACCUCAUGGUCAACGCGUACCCUUUUUUCGCUUACGCAGCAAACGCAGAUAAAAUCUCCCUAGACUACGCGCUGUUCCGGACAAAUUCAGGCAAUGUUGAUUCGGGGAACGGGUUGCGUUACUACAGUCUGUUCGAGGCUCAACUCGAUGCCGUGUUCGCAGCCAUGUCGGCUUUGGGAUACGACGAUGUAAAGGUUGUCGUUACUGAAACAGGUUGGCCUUCGAAAGGGGACGAAAACGAGGUUGGAGCUAGCCAGUCAAAUGCAGCGGCGUAUAACGGAAACUUAGUCCGACGUGUCCUUACCGGAAAUGGGACCCCAUUGAGGCCCAAGGACCCACUUAACGUUUACUUAUUCGCUUUGUUUAACGAGAACCAGAAGCCCGGUCCCACAUCGGAGAGAAAUUAUGGAUUGUUUUACCCUAACCAGCAGAAAGUAUACGACAUUCCGUUAACUGCCGCUGCACUUAACGGCAAAGAGACAGCGCCCGUUAACGGCAGCAAAGAGCAGGUUCCGGCCACCGGUGACGUGUCAACGGCGGCCUCUGGUGCGACGUGGUGCGUGGCGAAUGAAAAAGCUGGGAAUGAGAAACUCCAGGCCGCACUGGAUUACGCCUGUGGUGAGGGAGGUGCUGAUUGCCGUCCGAUCCAGGAAGGAUCCACGUGUUACAAUCCUGACUCGCUUGUGGCCCACGCCUCUUAUGCUUUCAAUAGCUAUUAUCAGAAGAAAGCACGUGGUACUGGCACUUGUGAUUUUGGUGGUUCCGCUUAUGUUGUCACUCAACCCCCUAAAUUCGGUCGCUGCGAGUUUCCCACUGGUAACUAAAACCAUGAAAAUUGAGCCGUUGGGUGAAAAUUCAGAUACAGAUUUGUUGGGGGAUUAGGUUAUUCUUUUUUUGUCAUUGCUUUCUUUAGAAAAUUGGUGGAGUUAUUAUUAUUUGUUUAUAAUAUGGUAAGAUUAGGUGUGGUUGUUUUUGUUUGACGUUCGUUAUGUAAUUAUGUUCCAAUAGAUUUCUGAUUCUAUACGGCUUCAUAUGUGUUAUCUAUUAUUCUUAUUUAUUUUUUUUUUGUUAUUAAA
This is a messenger RNA of Cannabis sativa, 1828 nucleotides long. Its product is annotated as glucan endo-1,3-beta-glucosidase 12. Gene Ontology annotation, cellular component: plasma membrane. Gene Ontology annotation, biological process: carbohydrate metabolic process. The record is from RefSeq and is a predicted model, not a curated record. The coding region runs from base 167 to 1576 and encodes 469 amino acids. Gene Ontology annotation, molecular function: hydrolase activity, hydrolyzing O-glycosyl compounds. Lineage: Eukaryota; Viridiplantae; Streptophyta; Magnoliopsida; Rosales; Cannabaceae. The transcript has 3 exons.